AGGUCCAUCCCGUUGAGCUCCUGAGCCCUGUUGGACGGACGAGACUGUUGCAGAAGACUGCGGUGAAAAUGCACUGGACAGGUUUGACCCUUGGGUUCGCGUAAGGAGUGAAUCUUUUUUGGGGGAAAAAAAAAUAGAGGGGGAGCAAAGGGAUAAGGAGACCAUCUGGCAAUCUGUGAGUGGACAACUUUAGCUGGCACCUCUCCCUGUAGGAUGUGCAGCAACUCAGCUUCCAGCCAGGACGAUGAAAGACAGUGUAAGUUCCUCUCCUAUAUGUUUUACCAGGCAGUUAGAGACCGCAAGCCCGUCUGGAUGCUAGAGGACAUGAGGACGAUGGAAUCGUUUUACUGGGAAGACAGCACCACCCUCCGCACUUACUCGCCUUCAGAGGCCCUCCUGUACGCAGUGGUACACAAUCACCUCCCGUACGCCCAAUACCUGCUAAGCCAUUACCCGGACGAGGCCCUGGAGGUGCCCGGGGAUCGCUUCUGCUGUUGCCCUUCCUCGGCCCCUCACCUCGCCAUGGCGGUCAGGUAUGACCGCAAGGACAUCCUUGGGCUGAUCCUGAAGAUAACCCACCAACUGCCGGGCUUCAAGUCCUACAUCAACAGGAAAGGCUGCUUCCACAUCGAGGACGGCAAGACCCCUUUGCACUUGGCGUGUGAGCUGCUCAGGGCCGAGACUGUGCUCAUGUUACUGGGCAGCGGCGCCUCGCCCAAGAUCGUGGACAGCAAGGGGCUGACCCCUCUCGAUGUCAUCCUGGAGCAACUCCGGGUGUCAAAGAUCAACGUCGAGUCCAAGAGGCUCUGCAUCGACCAGCUGCUGCUGUUCAUGUCCAGUCUGCAGUUCAAAAUGAAGAGGGCUCUGGAGGACAACCCGACUGAGUGGAAUGGGCUUCUGGGGGAGGAGAAAUACAACUACCUCUGCGGGAAAGCACCCGCCACUUUAUUCCUCAUCUCGAUGCAGGGCAUUUUAAAAUGCCUUCCACCGUCUAGAUUCCCAGCUAGCAUCAAGGAAUUGCCCAUACCCCAGUCCCUAAAGCCAUUGCCUUUAGGAAUAUCGACAUUCCGCUGUGUGGAUGUCCUGUAGCGUACCACAAGACUUCGAAUUUUCCCUGAGAGGCAUUUUUGAACGUGAAUUAAUUGUUUCUGCCGGAGCAUGCUGUUGCAUCAAAUACAAAAUAGUCCUCUAAUGAUACUGCAUGGCGUGUUAUACUUUUUGAUACAUUUUUUAGCUGGGUCACCCCAUCACAGAUUAAGUACUGGCGUUGAAAAUCAGGGGCAUUGCAAAGUUGGCUGACAGAUAACACGAUAAAAAAUCUUUUGUUUUUAACAUACCGGGUGCAGAAAGUGCUGAACGGAAUUGCUAUAUACACUGCUGCUUAAUGAUAUAUUGCCUGAAUCUAAGAGGAAAAUUGCCACUCGAUUCUAUCUAACUGCAUUGUCGGGUUUAAUACCGUACGGAUGCAGGCUGUCCAUGUCUGCAUGUAUUGUAAGUGAAUUCUGUUUGUGGAUUGGAUUCCUGGUAACCGCAUUGAACGUGAGUUGAUAGAACGAGAAAAAUGUGAGGCUUAAUUUUGUCAGAGAAUGAAACUUAACACGUCGUAGCAUGGCUGUGCAUCGCUGGAGUAGGGGGAACAGAUAUUUAAAAGUAACGUAGUUCUUUUUUGGUUUCAUUAUGGGAUAUGCGGGCAUAACCUUCAGCCCUCAACGCACCUUGUUAUAAAAGCGUGUGGACUGGUCCCAACCAGAGGGGAACAUGACUGCGAAAUUCUCGAAAUCAAAUUCAAGUACUCCAGAGAAACACUAACAAAAUAUGUGAGGAACCAUUGUUAUAAUAGAGAAAAUGAUAUGAAAUGAAUAGAUUUGCAUGCUUAUUAUCUAUGUAAAAAUGAACAUGAUUGAGCUAUAGAGCCAACAAAUUGUAUUUAAGGUUUGAAUUAGUGCCAAAGCUUAUCAAUGUAUAUGCUAAUUAACCUUUCACAAAUGUACAUACCCAUUAUUGAGGAUUUUAAUCAUUUUUACAUGUACAUUUAACAGAUUUUUAUUUUCUGAAACUUUUAUUCAUGUAUAUUUGUUUAUUAAAUAUAAAAUAUUUAAUUAUUUAUUGCAACAGUAGAGCUGUUAUUCAAUAUUUUAAUCACUAGCUGAACAUGCCUUAUUAUGAACUAGGUGCUACUAAUUUCUGGUUCAUGAAUAAUAGAAGAGUUUUCAAUGUCAAUAAAGGAUAUGCGGUAUUAAUAUUUACCUGUAUGACCAUAUAUUUUAAUCUUUCUGUCCAUUUGUUGACAAGAUGGAAUGAUAAAAAAUAGACUAACAGGUCAUAAUUCCUAUGAGUGCAUCAACACCAACUUCUGAUAAGAUGACACCUUGAAUGUAAUAAACCACCCCUAGGUACUUAAUAAGAGCAUUAUCGAGCAAAAUGUAAUACAACUUCAUCUGAAGAGAUCUUAGAAGUGAUGACCAAAAUCAUGGCCAAACUAAUAGAUUGAAAAGAAUUCACCAAAUACGGGAUAUAUAGUAAGGAAGUAAGGUUUAUGGAGGGAAAUGCAAAGCUGACAACCUCUAAGCAUGGGUCUCAAAAAUGAAGUGAAAAUCAGGAAUGAUCAAGAGAUCAGAAUUUAGAAAAACAUAUAUAUCUGAGCUGGUGUGUAGGGCUGUAGGAUAGUACAGAGCUAAGAACGUUCGAGUCAGCGGGGUUGACUGAAUUUUCUUUUUAUUUGUUCAUAGAAUGUGGGUUUUGCUAACUAGGCCAGCAUUUAUUGCCCACAAUUAAUUGCCUAGAGAGCACUUAAGAAUCAACCACAUAGCUGUGGGUCUGGAGUCACAUGUAGAAAGACCAGACAAGUUAUUGCAUAGAUACAAAGUAUAUUUAUGUAUCUGAAAGGCAUGUUCUACAAAAUUAGUCAAGGUAUCUAAAACAGUGUUGCUGUAAGUCUUUGGCUGGCUAGUGAUUUCUAUUGGAUAGCAACUAAUUUAAAAUCGAAUUAUAAGCGCAUGUGUAAGUAUGAAUGGACAUCUUUUGUAUCGCCAAAAUGCAUGAGUGUGGAAUGAAUUUAUUUAAAAGUAAUAAAUAUGGCAAAAUUCCAAUAAAUGUCUUGGUUAGUAAUUUUAAAAUUCGGAUAGAAACUCUUGCCCAGUGUACCAUUUUGAUUAUUUGUAUGUUUGGAAUGGAAUUGUUGCUGCUCUAGAACCUUUUUAGCAUAAAUGUUGAUAGUGAAAUAAUACCAUAUCAGACUUCCAUGAAGCUGCAGAAUCCAGGCAGAUGCAGGAAACUAGCAAUUCUGUUGGAGUAAUCAUUCCUAAAGGCUACAACACAGCAUGGCACUGAACCUAAUGCUAAUAUCAUAGCAAAAAGCUACUUUAAAAGGUAUCGGGCUGAAAAGACAGUAACUACUAUUCCUAAAAACCACACUACCCUUCUAGGGCCCAUUUCAUUUCUAUCCAACUCUCCUUUAAAAUUUCUCACUUUUUUCCCCCAUUUUCUUUCUGGGUAAUACAUUCCUUGCAUGCAACCAACCCCUACAUAAAGGUAUUAAACCUGAUCUCUUCUAAGCUUCAUGUUGCUUCUAACGUUUGCAGAAAUUUUAAAAUUGUCUUUACCAUUUCCUUAAUAAUCCUGAAUGUCUCAAUAGUAUACUAUUCAAGCCUUUUUUCCUCCCUUGAUUAAAUGUUUCCAGGCUUUUUACCCUCUCCUCACAUUCCAGAUACCUUAGGAUGUUACUAUUUGUGCUCUUUUCAGUGUCUGGAUAUUUCUAUGACUGUGCUUAGAUUUGUACAUAAUGCUCUAUAUGUGAUUGUUUAAUGGCCUAUGCAGCCGAAAGAUCAUUUUUUGAAAUGUGCUUUAUAUUCCACUAGUUGUGCACCCAGUUAGCUUUUUGCUUUGCUGUUGCACAUAUUUAUUACAG
Chiloscyllium plagiosum (whitespotted bambooshark) is the source of this 3907-nucleotide messenger RNA. RefSeq names its product ankyrin repeat domain-containing protein 9. The record is from RefSeq and is a predicted model, not a curated record. NCBI's taxonomy places the organism in Eukaryota, Metazoa, Chordata, Chondrichthyes, Orectolobiformes, Hemiscylliidae. Gene Ontology annotation, molecular function: protein binding.